AUGAUUGUCUUAUUCUACAAGGGAUUUCGUUUCUUUGUUCACUACUACGCGUUCAAUCCCGGAGUACACCACUUUUCUACAACAAACUCUGAUGAAGCUUUGGUUUGGAGAGGUCCGCGCAAGAACGCUCUCAUCGAACAAUUCUUGAAAGACGUCUAUUGGGGAGAGAUCGAUUACCUCGUUGUUGAUGCCCCACCAGGAACUUCAGACGAGCACAUCUCCAUCGUCCAGUACCUUCAAGCCACUGGCAUCGACGGUGCAAUCAUUGUUACAACCCCACAGGAAGUCUCUUUGAUCGAUGUCAGGAAAGAAGUGAGCUUUUGCAAGAAAGUUGGAGUCCCUGUGCUAGGAGUGGUAGAGAACAUGAGCGGUUUAACUCAACCUUUAGCGGAUGUCAAGUUCAUGAACGUGCUUGCAGAUACUGGCAUUACCAUUGACGUGACACAAGACGUAAUCUCUUGCUUAAGAAAGAACGCACCAGAGCUUGUCGACGUCUUUGCUUACACCGAAGUGUUUGACAGCAGUGGAGGUGGUGCAGAGAGAAUGUGCAGGGAAAUGGGAGUACCGUUUCUUGGGAAAGUUCCUUUGGAUCCCAAGCUCUGCAGAGCAGCCGAACAAGGUAAGUCAUGCUUUGAGGGUAGCAACAAGUGUUCUGUUAGCGCACCAGCUCUUCAGAGCAUCAUACAGAAAGUCGUUGCUUCAAUGACGAUGAUAACCGAGUGA
Messenger RNA from Eutrema salsugineum, 723 nucleotides. RefSeq names its product cytosolic Fe-S cluster assembly factor NBP35. Bases 1 to 723 code for a protein of 240 amino acids. Gene Ontology annotation, molecular function: ATP binding; ATP-dependent FeS chaperone activity; iron-sulfur cluster binding. NCBI's taxonomy places the organism in Eukaryota, Viridiplantae, Streptophyta, Magnoliopsida, Brassicales, Brassicaceae. The record is from RefSeq and is a predicted model, not a curated record. Gene Ontology annotation, biological process: iron-sulfur cluster assembly. Gene Ontology annotation, cellular component: cytosol. The transcript is spliced from 2 exons.